UCUCACACAUACCUCCCACCAUGAGUACACGCAAACUUACUGGCGCCGCCGUUGCCGAACACAACUCCAAGGACUCCUGCUGGGUCAUUGUCCACGGCAAGGCCUAUGACGUGACCGAAUUCCGAUUAGAACACCCCGGUGGCCAGAAGAUCAUCCUCAAGUACGCCGGCAAAGAUGCGACCGAAGAAUUCGAGCCCAUCCACCCCCCCGACACCCUGGACAAGUACCUCGACUCCUCCAAGCACCUCGGCGAAGUCGAUAUGACCACCGUCGAACACGAGGAGAAGACCGCCGACCCAGAGGAAGUCAACCGCCAGGAGCGCAUCAAGCACAUGCCCUCCCUCGCGGCGUGCUACAACCUCAUGGACUUCGAGACCGUGGCCCGCAGCGUCAUGAAAAACACCGCAUGGGCAUACUACUCCAGCGGAGCUGACGAUGAAAUCCAGACAAUGCGCGAAAACCACUCCGCAUUCCACAAAAUCUGGUUCCGUCCCCGCGUCCUCGUCGACGUCGAACACGUCGACUUCACCACCACCAUGCUGGGCACGAAAGUCUCCGUUCCCUUCUACGUCACCGCCACCGCCCUGGGCAAGCUCGGCAACCCGGAAGGCGAAGUCGUGCUCACCCGCGCCGCACACACCCACGACGUGAUCCAAAUGAUCCCGACACUGGCCUCCUGCUCGUUCGACGAGAUCGUCGACGCCCGCAACGGCGACCAGGUGCAGUGGCUGCAGCUCUACGUCAACAAAGACCGCAGCAUCACGAAGCGCAUCGUCCAGCACGCCGAGGCCCGUGGCUGCAAGGGCCUGUUCAUCACCGUCGACGCGCCCCAGCUGGGCCGGCGCGAGAAAGACAUGCGCUCCAAGUUCUCGGACGUCGGCUCCAACGUCCAGGCAAACGACGGCGACGCGGUCGACCGCUCCCAGGGCGCCGCCCGCGCUAUCUCCUCGUUCAUCGACCCCGCCCUCUCCUGGAAAGAUAUCCCCUGGUUCCAAUCCAUCACUAAAAUGCCCAUCAUCCUCAAGGGCGUCCAAUGCGUCGAGGACGUCCUCCGUGCCGUCGAGGCGGGCGUCAGCGGCGUCGUCCUCUCCAAUCACGGCGGUAGACAACUCGAGUUCGCCCGCUCCGCCAUCGAAGUCCUCGCCGAGGUUAUGCCUAUCCUCCGCGAACGCGGCUGGGAGAACCGUAUCGAGAUCUUCAUCGACGGCGGUAUUCGUCGCGCAACGGAUAUGCUCAAGGCCCUUUGUCUCGGCGCCAAGGGCGUCGGCAUCGGUCGGCCGUUCCUGUACGCUAUGUCCGCCUACGGCCAACCCGGCGUCGAACGCGCCAUGCAGCUCCUCAAGGAUGAGAUGGAGAUGAACAUGCGUCUCAUUGGCGCGAAUACCAUCGCCGAUCUCAAUCCUAGUAUGCUUGAUGUCCGUGGGCUAGUGGGUGGUCAUUCCGGCUCUAUGCCCUCCGAUACCCUUACUAUCGGCGCGUAUGAUCCACUUCAGGCCCCGAGGUUUAGUGAGAAGUCGAAGCUGUGAUGGGAGC
This is a messenger RNA of Aspergillus heteromorphus CBS 117.55, 1533 nucleotides long. Its product is annotated as L-lactate dehydrogenase (cytochrome). Gene Ontology annotation, molecular function: L-lactate dehydrogenase (cytochrome) activity. NCBI's taxonomy places the organism in Eukaryota, Fungi, Ascomycota, Eurotiomycetes, Eurotiales, Aspergillaceae. The transcript is spliced from 3 exons. Bases 21 to 1526 code for a protein of 501 amino acids. The record is from RefSeq and is a predicted model, not a curated record. Gene Ontology annotation, biological process: lactate metabolic process.